Messenger RNA from Miniopterus natalensis, 1044 nucleotides. Lineage: Eukaryota; Metazoa; Chordata; Mammalia; Chiroptera; Miniopteridae. The record is from RefSeq and is a predicted model, not a curated record.
CUGCUCCGGGAGCGGCUGCCGCCCGGGACGCAGUUUCCAUGGGGACUGAUGAUGGCGCCGCGAGGUGAGAUCCCGGAGGUAAACGGCUGUCCUCCACCCCUCUGGAAAUCCUGUUCUUUUUGAAUGGGUGGUAUUAUGCUACCUAUUUCCUGCUGGAACUCUUCAUAUUUCUGUAUAAAGGUCUCCUGCUACCAUAUCCAACAGCCAAUCUAGUACUCGAUGUGGUGAUGCUCCUCCUUUACCUUGGAAUUGAAGUGAUUCGACUGUUUUUUGGUACAAAGGGAAACCUCUGCCAACGAAAGAUGCCACUAGCUAUUAGUGUGGCCUUGACCUUCCCAUCUGCCAUGAUGGCCUCCUAUUACCUGCUGCUGCAGACCUACGUUCUCCGCCUAGAAGCCAUCAUGAACGGCAUCUUGCUCGUGUUCUAUGGCUCAGAGCUGCUGCUUGAGGUGCUCACCCUGGCCGCUUUCUCCAGUAUGGACAGGAUUUGAAGUACACAAAUUUCAGCCAGCAGCCCUCAGCGGCUGAGACCACUCAUACUUCUGGUACCUUAACCACGUGCGUGAGGAACAAUGGGUUAAGUGGUGCUGGGGAGAGUUGCAGCUUUUCCUCAGCAGAUAUUUGGGCAGCAAACCGAGCAUAAGGCCAGUGGGCACCGUCUUCUAAACAGGACCAUCAGCCUGAGAGACUCUUCUACACUCCAGCAUAGGGAGGGCCACGGCUGUCCUCCUCCUGGCCAUUCUCAGAACCAGUUCCUUGCUGACCUCAACUUCUCCUCUGAUCAUUGUGGCCAGAGCACUUUGUGUGGACCAUGUAAGCUCCUUGGGCUUCCAGCAGGACCUGAGCCACACUCCCUGCACCCUGUACGUGCUGCGCAACACCUGUCACACGAGCACAGAGAGCCUUAGGAUGCUGUCCUCCAAGUGACGCAAAAUCCUCUUACCCUUCAGAGACUGAGCUCCAGGACUUUACUAGCUCAUAGUAUUAUUUUUCUAUUCUCAUCAUGAAACAUUAUUUUAUAAUAAAUACAUAUUUUCUGGUGUG